Molecule: messenger RNA, 3162 nt
Organism: Rosa rugosa (rugosa rose)
Lineage: Eukaryota; Viridiplantae; Streptophyta; Magnoliopsida; Rosales; Rosaceae
Product: receptor-like protein 53
Exons: 1
Coding region: 1-3162 (1053 amino acids)
Cellular component (GO): plasma membrane
Molecular function (GO): protein binding
Source: RefSeq, a predicted model, not a curated record
AUGCUGGUGGUCUCUGGCCAAUGUUCCAGCAAUCAGCAGCAAUCUUUGCUGCUCCAACUGAAGAACAGCCUGAAUUUUGAGCCUGCAUUAUCCUCAAAGCUUGUGAAGUGGAACAAUGUCUCUGAUUAUUGUUCUUGGCAAGGUGUCUCCUGCAAAGGAGGUUGUGUUACCCAUCUCGACUUGAGCAGCGAAUCGAUUUCAGGUGAACUUGAUAAUUCAAGUGCUCUUUUCGGUCUGCAGUACAUCGAACACCUGAAUUUGGCGAAUAAUAACUUCAAUUAUACUCAAAUUCCAUCCCAGUUCAACAAGCUAGCCAGUUUGAAUUAUUUGAAUCUGUCAAAUGCUAGCUUUGCAGGGCAGAUUCCAAUUGAGAUUUCGCACUUGACAAGGUUAGUGAUUCUCGAUUUGUCGACCUGGUACUUUCCCGGUCUUCCUUCGCUGAAACUUGAGCAACCAAAUUUGAGAUUGGUCAUUGGAAACCUUUCGGAGAUAAAUGAACUUUACCUAGAUGGUGUGAACAUAUCAGCACCGGAAACUCAUUGGUCUCAAGCAAUAUCAUCUUCAUUGCCAAACUUGAGGGUAUUGAGUCUGUCCAGUUGUAAUCUUUCAGACCCUAUUGAUUCUUCUUUACAAAAGCUUCACUCGCUCUCAGUCAUUCAUCUAGAGAAUAAUUAUUUCUCUUCUCAAGUUCCAGAAUUCUUAUCAAAUUUCUCAAAUUUGACUUCCUUGCGUCUCGGUUAUUCUCGGUUAAAUGGUACUUUUCCUGAGGCCAUCUUCCAGGUACCUACACUGGAGACCAUUGACCUAUCAAAUAAUGUCCAGCUUCAGGGUUCUUUACCAGAAUUCAAGAAGAACAGAUCUCUUCGGACCCUCGUUCUAAGUAGAACAAAUUUUUCAGGGUUGUUGCCUGAUUCCAUUGGCGAGCUCAAAAUGCUGUCAAGAAUAGAUCUUUCAUUCUGCAAUUUCACGGGAGGAAUUCCAAGUUCAAUGGAAAACCUUACAGAAUUAGUUUAUUUGGAUAUGUCAAAUAACAGGUUAAAUGGCUCAGUUCCAUUGUUCAACAAGGGAAAGAAUCUGGAGGAAAUAAUUCUCUCUCACAAUGAUCUAUCAGGUCAGAUUAAUUGCAUUCAAUGGGAAAGCCUUAUUAACCUGAUCAAUCUAAACUUGGGUGACAAUAAACUGGAUGGGACUAUACCCUUAUCUCUGUUUUCUCUUCCCCUGCUCCAGAGACUACAACUUGACACCAAUCAAUUCUCUGGUCAAUUGCUUGAAAUUUCUAAUAUCUCUUCCCAAUUGCUGGACACUCUUGAUUUGAGUAGCAACAAUUUGGAAGGGCCAAUACCCGUGUCUAUCACUAAACUUCAAGGGCUUAAGAUUCUUUCUCUUUCUUUCAACAACUUCAGUGGCUCCUUUGCACUUGAUGGCUUUCAGAAACUGAAGAAUCUUUCACGUCUUGAACUUUCAUACAAUAGCUUGUUGAUUAGUUAUAAAAGUACCAGCUAUUCGUAUUCCUCCUUUCCUAAUAUUACCACAUUGGCUUUGGCUUCAUGCAAGUUGAGAAAAUUCCCUGAUUUCUUGAGAUACCAGUCCACAUUAAGGUAUUUGGACCUUUCACAAAACCAGAUUCAUGGAGAGAUACCCAACUGGGUUUGGAGGCUCAGUGAUCUUCAUAACCUAAAUCUGUCUUGCAACUCGCUGGUAACUCUAGAAGGUCCUAUACUUCAUACCAGUUCUACUUUCAGUAGUCUGUCUGUGAUUGACCUUCAUUCUAACCAGUUUCAAGGACAAAUCCCAAUUUUACCACCGUCUGCCACUUAUCUGGAUUACUCAAGGAACAAUUUCAGCUCUACCAUACCCUCUGACAUUGGUAAUUCCCUUAAUUUCACUACUUUCUUCUCUCUUUCAAGCAAUAACUUCCAUGGCAUCAUACCGGGGUCAAUAUGCAAUGCAUCAUAUCUUCAAGUUCUUGAUUUGUCCAAUAAUUCUUUGUGUGGCAAAAUUCCCGAAUGCUUAUCUGCAAUGGUAAGCGGUCUUGCAGUACUCAAUCUAAGGAGAAACAACCUUGUUGGCAGCAUUUCUGAUAACUUUCCUGGAAAUUGUAAUUUGGAAACUCUAGACCUCAAUGGAAAUCUGCUAGAAGGCAAGUUUCCAAAAUCUCUAGCCCAGUGCGCCAAGUUAGAGGUUUUGAACCUUGGGAACAAUCAGAUGACAGAUUCAUUUCCCUACUUGUUGAGAAACAUAUCCUCCUUGCGUGUUCUUAUUCUGCGGUCCAACAAUUAUUUUGGGAGAUUUGAUUGUCACAAGACUAAUGGCACCUGGCCAAUGCUUCAAAUUAUUGAUCUUGCCAACAACAGUUUUACUGGAGAUAUUCCAGGAAAUUGUUUGACAACAUGGCGCGCAAUGAUGGUUGAUGAAGAUGCUUCACCAUCAGUUCUGAACCAAGCUGAAUUCCGGGUGUUUCAGUUCAGUGAGCUGUAUUAUUGGGAUGCAUUAACUAUCACCAGCAAAGGUCUAGAGGUGGAGUUGGUAAAGAUUCUCAAUAUCUAUACAUCAGUUGACUUUUCUUGCAACAAAUUCAGUGGAUCGAUACCUAAGGAAAUGGGAGGACUCAUAUCACUCUAUGCUCUCAACUUGUCCAGUAAUACUCUCACUGGUGAAAUUCCAUCAUCAUUGGCUAACUUGAAACAGCUCGAGUCCUUGGACCUCUCAAAGAACAACCUGAGUGGGCAAAUUCCGGAAGAGUUUGCAAAACUUAACUUCCUUUCAUCCGUGAAUCUCUCUUAUAAUCAACUUGUUGGAUUGAUCCCAACCAGUACUCAGUUUUCAACACUUCCAGCAUCUUCAUUUGAAGGUAAUAAAGGUUUAUGGGGGCCUCCAUUGACAGGACUCCCAGGAAAGAACAGAACUGUGAUGCCACCGCCAACAAAUAAUGGAAGCCAUUCACAUGUUGGACAAGAGAUUGAUUGGGAUUUUUUGAGUGUUGAAAUUGGAUUUGUAUCUGGCUUUGGAAUUGCUAUCGGGUCACUUUUGUUCUGCAAGAAAUGGAGGAAAUGUUAUUACAGAGCUAUGUAUAGCAUACUUGUUAAGAUAUUUCCUCAGCUGGAACAAAGAUUGGGUAAUCAUAGAAGACAUGUUUACAUCAAUCCGAGGUGGAGAAGCUGA